Messenger RNA from Rosa chinensis, 1164 nucleotides. Its product is annotated as F-box/kelch-repeat protein At3g23880. The transcript has a single exon. Gene Ontology annotation, molecular function: protein binding. The record is from RefSeq and is a predicted model, not a curated record. The coding region runs from base 1 to 1164 and encodes 387 amino acids. NCBI's taxonomy places the organism in Eukaryota, Viridiplantae, Streptophyta, Magnoliopsida, Rosales, Rosaceae.
AUGAAGAUCCAAAAACAACAAUGGGGAGUGGAGGAAUACUUUCCUGAAGAAAUCAUAGACAAAAUCCUGUUGAAGUUGCCCGUCAAAGAUGUAAUCAGAUGCAGCGCCGUGUGCAAGUUAUGGAACUCUCUCAUCAAAAACCCUACCUUCAUUCAAACCCACCUCAAGAAUCAAACCCACGACGGCAUUUCGAAGCGCCUCCUGCUCAUCUCCCGCCAAUCAUACGAUUUGCAUUGGGAUAACCCUGCAGCUUUAUUCGGUCAGUAUUCCAACCUCCGAAAUCCAAUUCGCAACAGUAAUUGGACCAAAGGUAUCGGUGGCCAAGUGGUCGGAACUUGUAACGGACUUGUAUGCCUUGCUGUUUCCUCAAUUCACGGUGACCCCUGCCCUCCUGUGAUUCUGUGGAAUCCAUCCAUUAGAAAGUUUGGGUUUUUGCCUAGUCCCAGUCGUGCCGUUGAUUGCUACCGGUGUGAAAGUUAUUAUCUCUGCUAUGAUUCUCGUAUAGAUGAUUAUAAGGUUGUGAGAAUUGUCAGGGAACCCUAUUGCCAGGUUGAGGUUGAGGUUUGGUCCUUGGCCUCAGCAAGUGCUUGGAAGAGUCUUGAUAAUGUUCCUGCCGAUUUUUCCCCUUGUACAUCUCAUCAUGCUUUUGUCAACGGCGCUCUUCACUGGGCUCAGAGCCGCCUGACAAGGGGGGAGGAGGAGGAGGAGGAGUCUACUGUUUCCGUUGUGGCAUUGGACUUGGUUGAUGGAUCAUUUCGCAACGUGGAGAUUCUCCAAGGUUGGAGAGGUGCACCAAUGAUUUCAAGGUACCAUGGUGAUGGGGAUCAGUGCUGGCUUGCGUUAUUUGAGUUGCAGGGAGACUCUUGUUUUGACUUGUGGGUGAUGAAAGAGUACGGUGUGGCUGAAUCAUGGACUAAAUUAUUCAAUGUGCAUCUGCUAGGAUCUCCGGAAGAAGAACUUCGGAUCGAGCCAUUUGGUUUUACAAAGAGUGGUCAGGUGGUGGUCAGAAUGGGUGGGUACGAAGAGUUCAAUUCGUUCAAGUCUUAUGACCCCAAGGACAAACAGUUUAGAGAUUUUGGAAAUCAGGCAUAUGACUACUACUUCAUGGAUUCUUUCGUGGAGAGCCUUGUCUUACUUGGCCAAACCAAUGUUUUUUCUUACUGA